AUGCCGAAGAAGGCGGCGAUAUCAUUCGCGGAUCUCGGCCUGGGGGCCCCGCUGCCCAGGGUUCUGGCAAAGUCCCGCGACGAGCGACGGAAGGAGCAGCGGAUCGAGAAAAAAGAGAGGAAGGACCGCACACGCGAGGCCAUGGCUGAGGUGGCGACGGCGCGUGAUAUUGUGGCGCAGCAUAAACGCUUUGUCGAAGCGGAGACGGCGCAGGCACGCAAGCUGAAGGAGAUGCAUAAACGUGAGCUGCGAGUGGAACAUCUGAAGGCACGCUCUAAGCGCGAGGAAAGCGAGCGGCAACGCACCACGCAGCUGCGCGUGAGACAGGAAGAAAUUAUCACUGAACUAAAGGCGACGCGACGGGAGGAGGAGGCUGAGAUACAGCGGGUACGGGCACUGCUAGAGCGUGAUACGGCAGAGAGGGCAAAGGUGGCACCAAUUAAUGUUCACAUUGAUGUUCACCGCACCGAUGAGGUGAAGCAACAGCGCGCUGGUCUGCCUGUCCUGCGCGAGGAACAGCCGAUUAUGGAGGCCAUCAACGAAACACGUCGCACAUGUGUGUUGGUGUGCGGCGAGACAGGCAGCGGCAAGACCACCCAAAUUCCGCAGUUUCUGUGGGAGGCGGGGUACGGCCACCCAGAGAGCCACACCUUCGGGAGGGAGGGCCGCAUCCUCGUCACGGAGCCCCGUCGUGUGGCUGCAGUGUCGAUGGCGCGGCGUGUGGCCGAAGAGCUUAACGCCCCCUUUGGGGAAGAGGUGUGCUACCACGUUCGGUACGAUAACAACCUCUCUGACAAGUGCAAGCUGAAGUUUGCGACGGAGGGUAUUGUGCUAAAGGAGAUUCAAUCUGACUUUCUUCUUCGCAAAUACAGCGUGAUUGUGAUUGAUGAAGCGCACGAGCGCAGUAUCUCAUGCGACAUCCUGAUUGGGCUGCUUUCUCGCAUUGUGCCACUGCGCAAUGACCUCUUUGAGGAGGAACUGCGCAAGCAUCACGGUGACGUGGACAAGACAAGCAUCAAACCGCUCAAGCUUGUCAUCAUGUCUGCCACCAUGCGCGUUACUGACUUCAAGGAUAACCGGAUGCUUUUUCCCAUUGUGCCGCCGCUCAUCAACGUCGAGGCUCGCCGAUACCCUGUCACGAAUCACUUUGCCCGACGCACGGAGCUUAAGGAGUACGUGAACCAGGCCUUCGAGAAGGUGCGCCAGAUGCACAAGAAGUUGCCACCAGGCGGCAUUUUAGUGUUUCUGUGCACCCAGCAGGAGAUCGAGGACUUGUGUGAUCGUCUGCGUCGGCACUACGCCACGACAAAGAUCGAGUACUGUGACAAUGCCUACUCAAAGCAUCGACUGCUGACUGGACGGAGCCAGGAGGAGACGGCUGCGGCGUCGAGCGACAACGAUGAUGAUGACGCCGCCACUGCAGGGGAGGCAGAGGAAAAGGACGAGUACGGCCUUCACACGGCAGACUACGCCCUCGACGACGAGGACAUGACGAGUGGCAAUUCGGAGGAGGUCGAAACCGUGCGCGAGGGGCGGUUGCGGCGGCCUCCUCAGCCACGCGAUGGAAAGGGCAAGCGCAUCCGCGGCGAGUCUGGAGCGCAGCUGGCUGGCAGGGAUCCCUGGGGCCGUAGCGGCGAGGAGCGUAGGGCCGCAGCGGAAGGGGUAACAACUUUUCCAGGUGAGGAGGAGGAGGAGGUCAACGGGGAGUAUGACACACUCCAUGUCCUCCCGCUUUAUGCGCUUCUUGACUUUCAGAAGCAACAAGAGGUUUUUAAGCCACCUCUUAAGGGCACACGCCUCUGCGUUGUCGCCACCAACGUGGCCGAGACGUCCAUCACGAUCCCAAAUAUCAAGUACGUGGUGGAUGCUGGGCGAGCUAAAUCCAAGGUAAUCGACGAGGAGACCAAGGCGAGCUGCUUUCGAAUUGAGUGGACAAGCCAGGCUUCCGCUGAGCAACGCAGCGGCCGUGCAGGUCGUGUGGGGCCGGGACACUGCUACCGACUCUACAGCACUGCAGUGUACGCAAACUUGAUGGCAAGGCACGGCGACCCGGAAGUGCUUCGCACCCCGCUCGAUUCCGUCGUCCUUCUUAUGAAGCAUAUUGGGGUCAAGAACGUCGGUGGCUUUCCGUUCCCAUCACCGCCACGGGAGUCGGACCUGAAGGCUGCCCUGCAGCACCUUAGCGUUAUUGGCGCUCUCGAUGCAGCGCACAACUACAACAUUACCGAGCUGGGCCGACAUCUGGUUGCGUACCCGGUGCCACCAAGAUUUGCGCGGGCUCUUUUCGAGGUACUGAAGCAGCAGAAGGCGCAAUCCUCUGAGGUGCAGGACAUGGUUGCUGCCAUCGUCGCGGUGGCCACGACGACGGCCAAUGUUUUCACCGGAGAGGGUAAUCAGCUCAAGGCGAAGAAGCUCGACGAGCGCGCCGACACCCCUAUGGACCCCCGACAGGCGCACAUUCGCUCCUUGGUGAGCCCUGGAAGCGACCUGGUCACGUACCUCAACGCAUUCUAUGCCUACCGAAGCGAUCCGUGGCGCAGCUGUGGCAUGUUCUGCUUAGUUUCAAAAAGUAUGCACGACGCAAAUCUGCUCUACACCCAGCUUCGCAGUCACAUGCGCCAGCACUGCAGGAGUCAGGACGAGCUAGUCGACACGCUGGACGAAAGCGAGGCCACCAUACCCGAAAAAGAUGAGCAAAAGCUUGGGAGUUGCCACAGUGGUGUGUGCCCUUUGCCGAGGGAGACAGAGCUGCUGCUGCGGCAGGUCUUCAUUCCAGGGCUCAUGGACCAGGUUGCGCGCCGCGCGACAGUGCAUGAAUGCCGCUCACUCGGUGUGGUGUACAACGACAAGCGAGCUACCAAGACACCAUAUCUUGUGCUGGGUGUGAACCGCACCAUCGCCUACAUUCACCCCACCAGCGCCGUGGCGCGCACGUUUCCGCCGCCGGAGUACGUAAUAUUUGGAUUCCUGCAGAAGGUGCACCGCUCCGAUACCAAAGAGACACAGGCUAUGAUGAUGGGCGUUACAGUGGUGAUGCCAGAGUGGCUGCGCGCCUACGGCUUUGAGGAGGAGGCCGAGUAG
Leishmania braziliensis MHOM/BR/75/M2904 is the source of this 3081-nucleotide messenger RNA. Its product is annotated as putative ATP-dependent RNA helicase. The record is from RefSeq and is a predicted model, not a curated record. The transcript has a single exon. NCBI's taxonomy places the organism in Eukaryota, Euglenozoa, Kinetoplastea, Trypanosomatida, Trypanosomatidae. Gene Ontology annotation, cellular component: nucleolus; intracellular anatomical structure. Gene Ontology annotation, biological process: maturation of SSU-rRNA from tricistronic rRNA transcript (SSU-rRNA, 5.8S rRNA, LSU-rRNA). Bases 1 to 3081 code for a protein of 1026 amino acids. Gene Ontology annotation, molecular function: ATP binding; RNA binding.